Molecule: messenger RNA, 348 nt
Organism: Protopolystoma xenopodis
Lineage: Eukaryota; Metazoa; Platyhelminthes; Monogenea; Polystomatidea; Polystomatidae
Source: the annotation of a GenBank genome assembly
AUGAAUGCCAUCGAUGCAGACGCCGGACAAAAUGCUGCAAUCACUUACUGGUUGGACGAGCAGAGCAAGGAGGCAAUGCAUGACUUUCAGAUUGAGUCGGACACCGGUUGGAUCGUGACGAGGCGGCCAUUCGACCGCGAGCUCGAGCCACACUUUGAGACUAGUCACACUUUAUUCGAGGGUGAAGCUGAACUUGAGUUUAUUACCACUUCGGAACUUCGUCGAGCCCAGACGAUUGGGGGGACCUUUAAUCGUCGAUCUUUGUACAAAAAGGUCCCCAUUUCACCUAACCUUGAUGGUUCGUAUGUACCAUGGCAACAAACGAGCACGACGAAGCACUACUUUUAA